Erigeron canadensis is the source of this 941-nucleotide messenger RNA. Its product is annotated as aquaporin TIP1-3-like. The transcript has 3 exons. The coding region runs from base 74 to 826 and encodes 250 amino acids. The record is from RefSeq and is a predicted model, not a curated record. Gene Ontology annotation, cellular component: membrane. Gene Ontology annotation, biological process: transmembrane transport; water transport. Lineage: Eukaryota; Viridiplantae; Streptophyta; Magnoliopsida; Asterales; Asteraceae. Gene Ontology annotation, molecular function: water channel activity.
UUCAUGCCUUUCACUCCUGGUCACUUGGUUUACACAACCAUUAGUUUUCAAGACAAACUCAUCUUAAGAAAACAUGCCUCUCUACAGAAUUACCAUUGGAACUCCGGGGGAAGCCAGCCACCCUGAUACACUUAAAGCUGGCUUGUCGGAGUUCAUUUCAACACUCAUUUUUGUGUUUGCGGGUUCAGGAUCUGGCAUGGCUUAUAGUAAGCUGACUUAUGAUGCACCAGCUACUCCGUCAGGACUAGUGGCAGCAUCACUAUCCCAUGCAUUCGCCUUAUUUGUGGCAGUUUCAAUAAGUGCAAAUGUCUCUGGUGGCCACGUAAACCCAGCCGUGACACUUGCAUCCUUCAUUGGUGGAAAUAUCUCAUUUCUUAGUGCAAUUGUUUAUUGGAUUGGUCAGUUGGUUGGGUCUGUUGUCGCGUGCUUGCUCCUCCAGUAUGUCACCGGUGGAAUGGAAACGCCAGCGUUUGGUUUCUCAUCUGAUGUUUCUAUUGGAAAUGCACUUGUAUUGGAGAUCGUAAUGACCUUUGGGCUAGUCUACACAGUGUACGCCACAGCGGUGGAUCCAAAGAAAGGCAAUAUCGGAAUCAUUGCACCUUUGGCGAUUGGUUUGAUUGUAGGUGCCAACAUCUUAGUUGGUGGUGCGUUUGAUGGGGCCUCAAUGAACCCAGCAGUCUGCUUUGGCCCAGCAGUGGUGAGCGGGGUAUGGAAGCAUCAUUGGGUCUAUUGGGUCGGUCCAUUUAUUGGUGCUGCCAUAGCAGCCCUCAUCUAUGACAAUAUCUUCAUUGGUGAACACGAGCAGCUUCCAGUAACUGAUUAUUGAUCGUAUUUAGUCCAAGAUCUUUUGUUUCAUGUUUGGUUUAAGAUUAUGGAGGAGAACAAAUAGUGCAAUUAAUUUUGCCAUUUUCGGAAAUUAGCUAAGGUGUUACUUAUGCUUU